This is a messenger RNA of Myotis myotis, 1602 nucleotides long. RefSeq names its product F-box only protein 31-like. Gene Ontology annotation, molecular function: protein binding. NCBI's taxonomy places the organism in Eukaryota, Metazoa, Chordata, Mammalia, Chiroptera, Vespertilionidae. The record is from RefSeq and is a predicted model, not a curated record.
AUGCCGCCCCCGCGCUGCUCUCUGCAGAACUUGCCAGUGGAGCUGCUGGUGGAGAUCUUCGCCUCACUCCCCGGCACCGACCUGCCCAGCCUGACCCUGGCUUGCACCAAAUUCUACCACAUCCUGCCCAUCGACAGCAUCUGGAGACGGCGCUGCCGGGCAGAGUAUGGCGUUCGUGAAACCUUGCCGAACCUAGAGAUGAUCGGCAUUACUGGUUGGACGUGCAGGCCUUCCCUUAACCCCCAUGGGGAUGGCCCAAUGCAAUCCGAGCCCUCGUUCAGAAUUCUCCUGAUGGAGCGGAAAUCAGCGGUGGAGUGCAAGGCAGGCCGCCACCGCAGGCCCCACAACCUCCACAUGCAGAUUCAGAAGGACAGGUUCAACAUCAAGACAGGCCACCGCAAGGAUUCCCCAACGCGGCCUUGGGACGCAUGGGGGCGGGUGCUGGUGCAGGAGGUCAGACAGCCAUGUGACUGCCUGACCUACCGCCGCCUCUACCUCCCGCCGAGCCACCCAGACGACCUCAUCAGACCAGGCCUCUUCCAAGGCAAAUACGAUGAAUUCGGCCUAACGACUGCCAUGCUCAGCUUCCAUGGGAAGCAUGCCAGGGUCACGAACAUCACGGGAUUCUCCAUCAGGAUGUUAGAGUUCCACCUCAGGCACCGCAUCCAGCUGACAGAUGGCGGGUUCUUCCGCAACUUCAACGAGCUCUCCCACGUGGUCCAGGAGAUUGACCAGCAGGUGAUCCGGGAGCAGCAGCAGCAGCAAGAAGACGGGACUGAGGAAAGCGAGGGCCAUGGCUGGCAGAGCCCUGCCCAGCCCAGCGUCCGGGAGUCCGGGGCUGCAGCUUCGGAGGAGCAGCCUGUCCUGUUUGUUCUGCCUGUGGGCGUGCGCUCAGGAGACCAGAACUAUCCCCGGACUUGUAGGAUGUGUUUCUAUGGUGAGGACAUUGGUACCUUUGAUGGCUUCGACCACCCCAGGCCCUUCCCUGGAGUCUUCAUCCUGUUCGAUGAGAACCACUUGGGGUUCAUCUGUCUGUAUAUGAACUACUUCAUCCUGUACAGCAGAGUCCAGAACACCUUCCAGAAUGUGGAGGCACCAUCCCCGCAGGCCUUCCUGGAGAUGCUCAAGAACAUUCAGCCCAAGACCCCCUGGGAGUUUGAUCAUUAUCUUUCUACCACAGAUAUUGGAAAAACCCCUUUUGAAAACUUUGUUGCAGCUUCUCCAGAGGAAAUGGAUGAAAGAUCACUGAUCAAUGAUCAUUUCUACCAGGAAUCAGCUCUUUCGCUUCCAGCUGAAGCUCAGAAAAUGCAUCAAUUACAAAACUCUUGGAUUGCCGGAUCCAUAAAAGAAAAUGGGUGCCUCAAAAGGUUCCUUGGCCUGAAUGAGUCUUCAGAGGAAGAUGCCUAUGAGGAAGAUUAUGUGCUCAAGAAAGAAAACCAAAUCAUGAAGGGUGAGAACAGACCCACAGAGAACCAGGUCAGCAAGGCUCCAAAGAGCCAUUCCAUCGUGGGGCUGCAGGAAAGCUUGAGGCGACAUCCUAAAGGAAUAAUACAAGACAAGGUGACUUUGGAGGGUCACAGGAGACAAAUACUUGAAGUCUAG